UAUAUAUAUAUAAAGGAUAUAAGAUUUUGACUGGCACGUCCAUCUCCGAGUUUCUCCAUCGCUAUAUCAUCAUAAGAUCAUGUCUCUUCUGAACCUGGCUCUGCUCUGGUCCCUGUGUGUGAGCCGAGCUGUGUGCAUGGCUGUCAACCAGGACAUGCUGGAGGUGAGGUUCGUGUCCGGAGCGGACUGUACUCUGGACUGCACCGCCAGAGACAAGCCUGGUGUCGACUACAGAGCCCUGAGGUGGUACAAGGUCGGGGAGGCUCCGUCUCGUCUCAGCGGACUUUUGACCAAAGACCUCCCCAAUGGCACAACCAGAUGGUACAACGGCGUGGAGCGGAUGGUGGAGCUGUUGCACGAGUCCCGCAGCAUCUUCCUGCCCAACGUGACCUGUAGUGAUGCUGGCGUGUACAUGUGUCACCUGGCCGCACCUGUGGGGGAGCAGAACAGAGAGGGGCAAGUUCUCCUCACUCUAACAGACUGUGAAGACAGCACCAUAGAAGAGCUGAUCACAGGCACUUACUUGGUUAUUUUGGCUACAGCAGUGCUGAUGGCAGCACUUGUAAUAUUCUUCAUAAGCUAUUGCAGCUUGAAGAACAUCCUCACAGACAGAAAAAAGACAACAAAAAAAGAAACGUUUUUGGAUGCACCACUAAAACCGCUUAAAAAAAAGGACUUGAUGUUGGUCUAUACUUUGGGUCCAAAACCAUCCAAACUGAAUCACGUGUGUGUUUAAACAUCCUGUUGCAGUAGGCGGAACCUCUCCCUGGCAGUUUGCAGGACUGCAACCACAUUUCCACCUGUCCUCAAUUGGCCCUGCUUCUAUUUUAGUUUGUGAAUGUGAAAAUAUUCAGAGGUGAAGCACAUUAAAGGAUGAUGAGAAGCAUGAGUAGGAGGACUGUCACCAUCAGCUUUAUCUGCACAAACACCUGCAGGUUCAUCAGUGGAAAACCAAAGGAUCAUCCCUCCAAUGAGCAAUAAAUCUAUAACCCUGAAGAAACCCAAACAAGAAAAGUCAGGUCACACAGACUUCUAUUUGAUGAUACCCCUGCCAUUAAAACUUCAACUGAGGACAAGGAUCAAUUUGUGGAAAAGGCUUCAGGAGGUGAAAGACAUGCAGACACUGUUCCACAGGACAGUCAGUAGCACCGUCAUGUCAAACAGGGUGGCUGUGCCUCAGCAGACGGGGUAGGCUGAUCAGUGUCGCUGGUCAUCAGUGCCCGAUGACCAGUGACCAUGCGCCACUAAAACCACCAUGGCUCAGAUGCACGGCUGGAUUAACCUGUAAGGGCAAAGAUGAGGUAACACAGGGUGUGGAGACUCCAGAUACAGGUAAUCAAGGUAGACUCAUGUUUUAUUUAACACAGACAGACAAAUUCAUUUUAACAUGAAGUGUUGUUCAGUCUCUACUGUAUACUAUGCCUUUGUUUUUUGUUAUUCAAAACAAUCUGAGCAGUCACAGACUUUACAAGCAUAAACAUAAACUAAAGUCUGCUGAGGAGUCAGUCCUAAUAGUUCUCACUUUUUUAUUCUUUAUAUGUAAUGUGUAAUUGUGAUCUUCCAGUGUUAUUUUGCCAUUAUGUCCAGAUUUUGAUCUUUGUCAUUUAUGAAAAUCAGAUUGUUUCUGUACAUUUGAACAACACAAAUGUAAAUGAAUCUCAUCAUUUGUCAAUGAGCAGUGAGUUUCAGCACCAAAACCUUACCUCUAAUGCUUUGUGCCCUUUCAAAACAGGAAGUGGAAAAACACAUGUUUAGACACCUCCUCAUUGAUAUUUAAUCUGAACUUUAUUUUGACACUGGGGAAAUCCCAGCAAACCACAUCACUGCUGUCCGGGCUUCUUAUAAGAGGAACCAUUCAUUGAAUAUAAUUGGUCCACUGAAAAGUGCAGUGUAUCACAUGUUAUGUGGAAGCAAACAAAGUAGUUGUAGCAGGUCACGUGGCACUAUAUGCUUACUCUGAUGGCGUCUAAUCAAACACUACACUUUACAACUUAAGGGCUACACCAUAUUAUUAUUUUAAUUAUUAUUAUUAUAAUAGAGGAAAACCCAACAAAUCCACCUUGAGCAGUACUUGGCGACAGCAGGGCGGAAAAACUCCUUUUAAUAGAAGAAACCUCCGACAGACCCCGACUCUUGGUGGGCGGCCUUCUGCCUCAACCGGUU
Messenger RNA from Monopterus albus (swamp eel), 2163 nucleotides. RefSeq names its product CD83 molecule (gene cd83). The coding region runs from base 80 to 736 and encodes 218 amino acids. Lineage: Eukaryota; Metazoa; Chordata; Actinopteri; Synbranchiformes; Synbranchidae. The record is from RefSeq and is a predicted model, not a curated record. The transcript has 5 exons.